CUGUCGUUCAUUUCUUCGCUUGGUCACUGCGAUCCACCACAUUUUCAGACCCUGCACAAGCCUACGAUAGGCAAUAGCUGCGAUCUCCAGCCCUACGGGUUCGCACAACGGGUCGUACUUGUACUACUGGACCACGAUCAUGGUUCCCCAGGUUCGUCUUAUCUGGCGGAACUCGAACUCCACUCCCCUGCCAUACACUGCGUCGCCGCUGGAGUUAUUGUGGAGCGACAUCUGCCUUGUCAUUCGAUAUGCCUGGGCUCUUCCGACAAUCUUUCUUCCGCUUCGUCUGGGACAGACGGGCCCGCUAGAUGAGCUACAUCUUAACUUUCAGGGCGGGUUGUCCCUAAUAAUGCAGGCCUUUCUCACGGUCUAUCAAUUUUUGUUCCUCCUAUCUUUACCUUUUAUCGUUCUAUGCUUAGUUCCUGCUCUCUGGAUCUUCAUUUAUAUCGCCACUGCUCUCACAUUGAACUAUGCCAUCUGCAUGUUCGUUCUCAACGGGUUUGAGCGAGUGCUGGUCUCCAAAGUCCCGAUAGUCGAACAGCCUGACCACCAAAAAGAACGAUGGCUCUAUAUAAAUGGAAUAGCUAAUGGGCAUUACUGGGUGCAAGACAACAUCGACCAACUAUCGUACACAUUCGGCCGAAAGAUCACCGGUAUACAUAAUCGCACCGCCGGUGUUCUUUUUGAUCUAGCCGAAUGCCUAAUUCAACGUGGCUUUGCCUACGCUACAGGUGACGUGCGAAGCGCCUAUGUUCUCAUCAAAGAAGCACUGCUCGACCCGACAGUUGAAAAGGUCGUACUUGUGCUCCAUAGUCAGGGGGGUAUUGAGGGGGGUCUUGUCGUCGACUGGUUACUAGACGAACUUCCCCAGGAUCUUCUCCACCAGCUCGAGAUUUAUACUUUCGGAAAUGCCGCCAAUCAUUUUAAUAACCCUCAUUGCAUCUGUCCGGCAUCAACUAAAGUCGAUAAUUCCAACCGCGAUCCGUCAACGAGGCGUUCCAUUGGGUAUAUUGAGCAUUAUGCCAACGCCGAAGAUGUGGUUUCCUGGCUGGGCGUACUUCAAUUCGCCAAUAUGCCGAACCGCUACCUUGGCCGUCUAUUUGUUCGGCCUGGCUCGGGUCAUCUAAUGAACCAGCAUUACCUGGACAAUAUGUUUACCCUUGGAUCCGACAGACGGGUACUUGACUCCAAUCCAUUCAUGGAUAUGGAAGUUGAGACGAAAUCCAACAUAACGAUCGAGAGGAGAGGAGCGGGCCCAGGACCUUUGGACGAUUCUGAUGAACCUACAGACGAAACUUUGUUCCCGAUUGCAAAUUCGAAAAGCCUUUUGCGGAAUGGCGUGGCGGUUGACGAAGACGACACUCAGGCUCUCCGUGUUAAAGACUUCAGCCGACUAUGGCAAUACAGGAACGGUGGAUCUCCAGCGAGGCUGAAGACAGAGUAAGAAAGGGCUGGUCUUGACAUAGAAACAUAAAGCCUUUCAAUAAUUCCAAGAAUAUAUUGUUCAUCCUUUU
This is a messenger RNA of Penicillium brasilianum, 1514 nucleotides long. NCBI's taxonomy places the organism in Eukaryota, Fungi, Ascomycota, Eurotiomycetes, Eurotiales, Aspergillaceae. The record is from the annotation of a GenBank genome assembly.